UUUUUCUUGUUUUUCUUCAUUAUUGUCAUUUGUUUUUCCAGAUAUUUGAAGAUUUCUCUCAGCGCAUUCAAAUUUGAAUAGAAAAUUAAUUUCAAUAGCAUUCUCACUAUAACUUGAUAAAUUCCUUGUUAUUUAACAAAAAUCUUUAAGAUGGAUCCCAUCGCUGUGCUCCAGAACCGUAUCGAGCAGUUGGAAGCCAAGUUGGGCGUCGCGCCCGUGAACACGCCCGGGGAAGCUCCUCAGGGUGACACCGCGACGGCCAACUUACUCAGCACCGCCCAAGCAAUGACCAACGCCACCGCCGGCCACGAGAAACUCUCGGAGGCUAUGAACAUGGCCAGUGAACUCAACAACUACACUGACCCUAAUCUGAUGGAGAAUAUACAACAAAACAACAUGCAUAGACAAGAGGUAGAGGCUGCGGAGGCCAUGAUCAAAAACCACUGCCAGUGCUUGAACCACUGCAAACAGGCAGCCCCUGUGUUGGAGUCGGAAGCCAUUGCGGAGGUGCCCAAGAUGCAGGCCACAGUGGACCGGAUGCAUGCAGAAGCUGCUGCUGUGAAAACUGAAGCAGAUGCUGUAUCCCUCGGCGUGCAGCAGCUGGCGGAGACGUGCGGCGCGGCGGCGUCGGACGCGUCGGAGCGGCUCGCCGGCGUCGCGCACUCCGUGGACCAGGCGGAGGAGAAGCUGUUCCCCAAGCGGCGGAAUGGCCUGGACUAGCCUGCUACGGCUACAUGAAUCACCCAUUUGUAUUUUGUUUUGAUAUUGCGCUUUUUACACGAUUUAUUUUCUAUUAAAUUAUUUACUUAAUAUAUUA
Molecule: messenger RNA, 817 nt
Organism: Plutella xylostella (diamondback moth)
Lineage: Eukaryota; Metazoa; Arthropoda; Insecta; Lepidoptera; Plutellidae
Biological process (GO): cytoskeleton-dependent cytokinesis
Cellular component (GO): dynactin complex
Source: RefSeq, a predicted model, not a curated record